Megachile rotundata (alfalfa leafcutting bee) is the source of this 3876-nucleotide messenger RNA. Its product is annotated as rabankyrin-5. NCBI's taxonomy places the organism in Eukaryota, Metazoa, Arthropoda, Insecta, Hymenoptera, Megachilidae. Gene Ontology annotation, molecular function: protein binding; metal ion binding. The record is from RefSeq and is a predicted model, not a curated record.
ACUAGUUAUAGACUAGGGAAGUAAUCUGUAUCACAUAUUUCUAGUAACGUCACGAAUUUGUAAUAAUAUCAUCACCAUUUUUGAUGGACUAUAAUUAAACAAAUCCGUAGAUUAAAUACAAUCUACAAAGUGAAUUACAUAUUUAAUAUUCUUAAAAGUCGUGUGGUGAAAAUACCGGUUCUCUCCAACACCAUUAAGAUCAAAGUUUAAACCUUUUUUUUGUUUUAGAAAUUUUUGGAUCUUUCAAAAGUAUGAUCACAGUUUUUUUUGUAGAAUGAAAAUACAUAUACAUGUGUAUAAUAAUAUAAUGUAUAUAAUACAGUGAAGUAUUUGCGGGCGUAUCAUGUAGGAAAUGGAUCGUCCAAAACAAAUAUAAAUUAGAGUGAAACCGUGAACAUGCAAUAAUUUGUAUACUUAAUAGAAGAAUAUAAUUGCUUCUGUAAUUAUGGAAGAUGCUAUGGAAGCGCAAAAGUGGCAACAGCAUUUAUCUUUAUUGCGAGAGCAAUAUGUUAAUUUAUAUAACACGAACACUGAACUUCAACGUGAAUAUGCUAUCGCUACUGCAAACAAACAAGAUUCUGGAUUUAUUGGAAGACUCUUGACAAUUAUAGCAUCACUAUAUGGUCAACAUCGAUACAGUGAUGUAAUUAUUAAAUUAAAGGAUCAAGAAAUACCAGCACAUAAAUUUAUAUUAUCUGCUAGAACAGAUUUUUUCAGUAAUUCAAUGCUGACUGAUGUAACUACAUUAGAUUGGACUCAUUUAGAUACUCAUGUUGGCUCAGUGUUAUUAAAAUGGAUAUAUAUGGGAAAAGUUUCUCAAGAAAAUUUAACAGUGGAUCUGAUGAAAGCAGCCUCUAGUUUUCAAUUAACAGAAUUAGUUGAACAUUGUGAGAAAUAUUUAAUUGGAACUGUAGGACUUAAAGAUUGCGUACAAUUGUAUGCUAUUGCUGAAGAAUUAGGUACUCAAAGAUUAAAAGAACACUGUAGUUCUUUAAUUUCAGCACAUUGGGAAGAUUUGAGUGGAGAAGAUUUUAAAGAAAUGCCUGGAUCUUUACUAUACAAAUUGCUGCAAACAAAAAGUAAAUAUCCAUUACACGCUGCUAUUAGAUUGAUGAGAGAAGAUGUGGUGUUUUUGUAUUUAGUGGAAAAUGAUGCAGGGUUAUCCAAAGCCGUUAAUGCACUUGAUCAUAAAGGAGAAAUGCCAUUGGAAGUUGCUUUGAAAACGUGUCAACCAUCGUUAGCGCGUACUUUAGUUAAACACGGAGCUGAUUUAAAUGCAAAAGAUUCCAAAGGUCUUACUUUGCUCCAAGCUGCUAUUAUCAAAGGAGAUUCUUAUUCGGCAGAAUUUAUAAUAGAACAACUACAAAACAGUGGUAAUAUACAACCUCUAUGUGAGCCAGUAAAACUUAUUGGAAAUACACGGGACCUAAAACAUUCUGAAGAACUCGAUGGAUGCACUGUUUUACAUUUGAUAACAAAACAUAGUUCAGAGAAUAUGUUGGCGAUUGCGUCUCGAUUGCUUCAAGCUGGUAUUGAUCCCAAUUUACAGAAUUAUAAAGGAUGGACUGCCUUACAUAACUGUAUACAAGAAAGAAACGAACCAUUAUUUGAUAUUUUGAUAGAAUGUACAGAUAUAAAUUUAGAUAAAACUACUAAUGAUGAUGAUACUCCAUUGUGCAUUGCAGUAAAAAUAGAUCCAUUCAGCCAAUUUUUUGCUAAAAAACUUUUAACCAAAGGUGUGACUUCUAAUCCUAUAUAUAAAAAUACUGGAGACACUUUGCUACAUGUUUUAAUAAGAGAAUAUAAAGAAGAAGCAGCACUAUUUUUGAUUGAUCAUUGUAAACAUAAUUUGAUGAAAAAGAAUAAUGAGGGAUAUUCAGUUUUACAUGAAACCUGUAAAGUUGGUUCUAGAAGUUUGACACAAGCUUUAUUGAAAAGUGGUCUUCCAGUAGACGAAAUCACGUUUUCUACCGGUGAUGCGCCGAUACACAUUGCUGUAACAAAUUUAUACUUUGAUAUCGUAGUAGAAUUAUUAAAUGCACCUAAUUCAAAUACUCAGUUAAAUUUAAAAAAUAAUGCGAAUGAAACACCUCUGAGUUUAGCUAUUAAAGCUCCAUUCAAAAAGGGUAAAGAUAUUGUUUUAGCUUUAAUAAAAGCUGGAGCGAAUAUCAACGAAUUUAAUAAGGAAGGCUUAACAUUAUUACAUCAAGCAAUAUUAAAAGAAGAUUCAGCUACAGCAAUCUUUUUAUUAGAAAAUGGUGCGGAUAUGAAUGCAAGGACUGCAAAUGGAGAGACUCCGUUGCAACUUUCUGUACACUGUAGACUAGGUGAAGUUGUAGAAGCUCUUUGUAAAAGAGGUGUGGAUACUUCUAUAGGAUGUCCAUUAUGGGAUGCAUUGGAUUCAGAUCAAGAAGAUAUAGCAUCUAUUCUAGUUAAGUAUGGAGCUGAUACAGAUUGUUGGGGUCCUGGUCCAGAUGGUUGUCAACAAACGUUAUUACAUAGAGCAAUUGAUGAUAAUAAAGAGGAUAUUGCACAGUUUCUUAUAAGAAGUGGUUGCGAUUUGAAUGCUCCAAGAAGACUGGGUCCAGAUGGUGCAGGAGGUGAUGAAGCAAAAGAUGAAUGUACUCCGUUACACUUAUGUUGUCAAUGGGGUUUGGAACAAGUUGUGCAAACACUUAUUGAACAUGGUGCAGAUGUGAAUGCUAGAGACAUAGAAGGCAAAACUCCAGUUCACGUAGCCAUACAAAAUCAGCAUUCACAAAUUAUAUCUCUGUUACUCUGUCAUCCAAACAUAGAUUUAAAUAAACGAGAUAAAAAGGGCUUAACACCAUUUGCAACAGCUUUGACAUAUAGGAAUAACAAAGCUGCUCAAGCAAUAUUGGAACGAUUACCUAAAGCUGCUGAACAGUACGACAAUAAGGGUAGAAAUUUUUUACAUACUGCUAUUCAAAAGAAUGACAUGGAAAGCAUUUUAUUUUUAUUAUCUAUUCAGGUAGAUGUAAAUUCCAGAGUUCAUGAUGUUACACAAACUCCACCUUUACAUCUUGCUGCAAUAUCUGGAAAUGAAAUGUUAGUGCGAAGUUUAAUUCUGGCUGGUGCACGUGUUAAUGAUACAGAUGCAAACAGAAAUACUGCAUUGCAUGCUGUUGCAAAAGCAGGACAUGCUGCAGUUGCAUCUGCCUUAUUACAGAACAAUAUUAAUUUUGACGCAAUAAAUGCAGACGGCGAUAAUGCAUUACAUGUUGCAGUAAGAGAAGGUCAUGUAUCAGUAGUAAGAACACUUUUAACUGAAUGUACACUAGACGCAGAAGCAGUUAAUCUUAAAGGUAGAAAUCCUUUACAUGAACUAGCUAGAUGCGGUAAAGAUAAUGCAGCAACUAUAUGUGAAUUGUUUUUGGAAUGUAUGUCACAAUACCCAGUGAAUAAUGCAGACUUGGAUGGCAAUACUCCAUUACUAAUAGCUUAUAUGAAAGGUAAUGGUCAACUUUGCCGUACACUAGUAAAAGCUGGUGCAUGUUUAGGAUCUAUGAAUAAAGAAGGCAUUACAAUUUUUAAUUACCAAGUAGCAACGAAACAGUUACUGUAUAGAUUACUAGACUCAUUAACACAAGAAGCACCUUGGGCUGAUAAAGAUCUCUGUUUGGAAUGUGGUACAAAAUUCUCUCUCACAAUGCGAAAACAUCACUGCCGUCACUGUGGUCGAAUUUUAUGCAAUAAAUGUUCUGGUCAAGAUGUUCCAAUUGUAAAAUUUGGAUUGAAUAAACCAGUGCGUGUUUGUGCAGUAUGUUUUGAUGUAUUACAAGUAGGUGCUGAAUAAGAUAAGACUUGAAUAAAGAAAACAUUCAUAUGUAAAUAAAAUAAAUGUCAUUCCAUAUA